AUGGAUCCAGUGACUGAAGCCGAAUUGAAACAACUUCGCUACAUCAUGCUGCUAUCCAAAAUUAAAGCCAAAAUGGCAGAAGAUCAUCCUAGAGAUCCCAAAGGCAGUGCUAGUGGAACGAAAGAUGUUCAUGGCAACGAAAUCGAAGAAGAGGAUGAAGAAGAAAAUGAAGACGAUAACAAUGAUGAUGAAACAGAAGACGACAACAGUGGUACUGAUGAUACUGAUGAUGAUGAUAAUGAUGAUAACAAUAAUCAACAAGGGGGAGAAAGUGCUGAAGAAGAAGAACCAGAAGAUAGCCACACUAUCUUGGUCGAAACGGACUAUGUUAACUGUCCACAAAGACCACCUCUCUUGAAAAUACCAUCUGAAGACGAAGACUCGGAUGAAGCAUCCAGUAAAAAUCCAGUUCACUCGUCUCGUGCUAUCAUUCCGCAUCUGAACGAAUUUGUACAACAACAACAUAAUCUUCCAGCUCAUGAGGACAGAAAGGAAGCCUCACCUGAACAUGGCCACUCGAUGCAUGGUGAAAAUCCGGAAGCACCACAUCAUGAUGAACACAGGAACUCUUCUCCAACACACAUUGAGGACGAUUCUAUCGCUGAGUCCCCACGGACCAUUAUGAACCUCAUGCGAGAAACUGUUCAUUCAGCUGAACUGAUUCACAAGCAAUAUCUCGCCCUAAGGGAGAAGGACACGAGAGUAUUGAAUGACCUGUGUCAAAAAGUCAAUCUACUCCUUGAUGUACAAUCUCAACCACAGCAACCGAAUCUUCCUCACGACAAAACUCUUAAGCAAUUGGUGAAAAGAGUUUCUGAUCUUGAAGAGAGUUCAAACAAAGUCGCUAGGCAGCAACACGAGAUUAAGCAUUCUCAUUACAGCCUCAAGGAACGUGUUGACCUAGCUUGUACCAAGAUUGACACUUAUCAAGACAAUUCCUAUCAACUUGGUGAAUAUGCUCUUCAAAUUCUGGGAUAUGCUCAAGACAUCCUGCUUGCAAUCAGCCAAAUCCCCUCUGUACCUCCUACUGCCUGCGCUGAUGAUGCCAAAAAGGGGGAAAAUAGGAAUGAUGACAGAGAUAAGGAUGAUGACAACCAACCAAGAAGGGAUAACACGAAAGAAAAAUCUUCGGAAAAGCGAGUCUCUCCUCACAAAGUCUCGGGUCACAAAAAUCCCUCUCAUCCACCUCCUAAGUCUCGUGGACAGUCCCAUGAUCAAAGACGCCAUGGUCGCACUCAAGACAGCGAGGCUCGACAAUCUUUCGGCUCUGAAGCCAAAUAUUUCUUCACAGGACUGUCAAGAAGAGAUCAAGUAAAACUAAGACAAAGGCUCAUGAAAAAUACCUCAGUCACCAUGGAUGGCAUUGGAAACUUCGUGGACUAUGUCCCAUACGAAGAAGGAAGCGGUAAGAGAUUUGAAGGUUGCAACAAUCCCAUAUGGUUGAAGAAGAAAGACAACCACACAAGGCAAAACUACAUGAGCACUCAGAACGAAAGGAUUAAAAGACAAAACAAGGAGUUGUGGGAAAAACACGAUGAAGAGAUCAGGAGAAGAGAAGAUGAAGCUAGAGAAAGAGAAAGGAUUAAGAAUCUCAUCGAAGAUCUAUCAAAUGUAACCAAAGACUCUCCUCAAAAUGUCAUGCACAAUGCAGCUUUCAAAGUGCAUAAAGAGUCAGGCAAGAGCUAUCAAGAAGGAAUGAAUUCGUUUGAACUGAUCUCCUGGUGGAAGUCUGGAAUAGUGGAAGGCAACAACAUUCGAGAAGCCUACAACAAUUACACAGGUCUAAACAUCAAAGGAGGAUAUGAAGAGCUCAAAGUAGACCCCUAA
This is a messenger RNA of Ipomoea nil (Japanese morning glory), 1827 nucleotides long. Its product is annotated as probable ATP-dependent helicase PF08_0048. The record is from RefSeq and is a predicted model, not a curated record. The transcript has 2 exons. Bases 1 to 1827 code for a protein of 608 amino acids. Lineage: Eukaryota; Viridiplantae; Streptophyta; Magnoliopsida; Solanales; Convolvulaceae.